This is a messenger RNA of Scophthalmus maximus (turbot), 7999 nucleotides long. RefSeq names its product 5'-3' exoribonuclease 1 (gene xrn1). Gene Ontology annotation, biological process: nuclear-transcribed mRNA catabolic process; rRNA catabolic process. NCBI's taxonomy places the organism in Eukaryota, Metazoa, Chordata, Actinopteri, Pleuronectiformes, Scophthalmidae. The record is from RefSeq and is a predicted model, not a curated record. The transcript is spliced from 41 exons. Gene Ontology annotation, molecular function: RNA binding; 5'-3' RNA exonuclease activity. The coding region runs from base 145 to 5304 and encodes 1719 amino acids. Gene Ontology annotation, cellular component: nucleus.
ACCACGGACAAACCAGCUAGUUAGCGUCCGUUGGAAACAAAACCGAAAAGCAAGUCUGAACCCAGGCUGCGUUUCGUGACCCAGCGUAGCUAAAUAUCUGCUUUUGAGUUUUUGACCGCGCACCAGUUCGACCCAGAGGCGAAGAUGGGGGUGCCGAAAUUUUACCGAUGGAUAUCCGAGCGCUACCCUUGUCUCAGUGAAGUUGUCAAGGAGCACCAGAUCCCAGAGUUUGACAAUCUCUACCUGGACAUGAACGGGAUCAUCCACCAGUGCUCGCACCCGAACGAUGAGGACGUGCACUUUCGCAUCUCGGAGGAAAAGAUUUUUGCCGACAUCUUCCAUUACCUGGAGGUGCUCUUCCGGAUCAUCAAGCCCCGCAAGGUCUUCUUCAUGGCCGUGGAUGGCGUGGCGCCGCGGGCGAAGAUGAACCAGCAGAGGGGAAGGAGAUUCAGGUCUGCCAAAGAAGCAGAGGAUAAGAUCAAAAAAGCCCUGGAGAAAGGGGAGGUCCUUCCUACUGAGGCUCGCUUCGAUUCCAACUGUAUCACUCCAGGCACUGACUUCAUGGCGAGGCUUCAGGAGCAGCUCAAAUAUUUUGUCAACAACAAGAUCUCCACGGACACACUAUGGCACAACGUCCGAGUCUACCUGUCGGGUCAUGAGACACCAGGGGAAGGGGAACAUAAGAUCAUGGAGUUCAUUCGCUCUGAAAACGCAACGCCAGAGCACAACCCGAAUACCCGACACUGUCUAUACGGCCUGGAUGCCGACCUGAUGAUGUUGGGUUUAACCAGCCACGAGCCAAAUUUCUCUCUGCUCAGAGAAGAGGUCCGCUUCGGAGGAAAGAAAUCCCAGAAAAGGAUAACGGCUCCAGAGGAGACAACUUUUCACUUACUUCACUUGUCUCUGAUGAGGGAGUACAUCGACUACGAGUUCUCUUCGCUCAGGAAUCACAUUGGCUCCGAUUAUGACUUGGAGCGAAUUAUAGACGACUGGAUUCUAAUGGGCUUCCUCGUGGGAAAUGAUUUCAUCCCUCAUCUCCCUCAUCUCCACAUCAACCAUGAUGCUUUGCCAUUGUUGUACAAGACCUACAUCACUGUGCUACCCAGCUUGGGGGGGUAUCUGAAUGAAAACGGCCAUUUAAACCUCAGAACUUUUGAGAAGUACCUGGAGAAGCUUGCUGAGUUUGACCGGGAACAUUUUAACGACGUGUUUGUGGACCUGAAGUGGUUUGAGAGUAAAGUUGGAAACAAGUAUUUGAACGAGGCAGCCGGACUCGCAGCAGAGAAGGAGGCGGCUUGCAAAGGCGCCAACAAGUCGCAGGAUUCUUCCCUUGGUCUGGCAGCUCUUACACCAUCAGAUGGAGUGACUGGAAAAGGAAAGGGAACUGUGGGAGACGACGAUGAGGAGGAGGAGGACGAUAUGUUUGAAACCGAGUUCAGACAGUACAAACGCACCUACUAUAUGACCAAGAUGGGCGUGGAUGUGGUGUCUGACGAGUUUCUUGCCAGGCAGGCCAAGUGUUACGUGGAAGGCAUCCAGUGGAUCCUCCACUACUAUUACCACGGGGUCCAGUCCUGGAGCUGGUACUACCCCUACCACUACGCCCCUUUCCUGUCUGACAUCAGGAAUAUAGCCGGGCUAAAACUGACCUUUGACCUCGGCAAACCCUUCAUGCCCUUCCAGCAGCUUUUGGCCGUCCUGCCUGCCGCCAGUAAGGAGCUGCUGCCCACGUCUUAUAGGCCCCUGAUGACCAGUGAGAUUUCGCCCAUCAUCGAGUACUACCCCCUUGACUUUAAAACGGACCUCAAUGGCAAGCAGCAGGAGUGGGAGGCCGUGGUGCUCAUCCCCUUCAUAGACGAGAGGUGUUUACUAGCUGCCAUGGAGCCCUGCAAUCACAAGCUGACUAAAGAGGAGAAGGCCAGGAAUUGCCACACGGAGUGUGAAGUCUACACGUAUGACGGUGAAAUGGAUUUCCCGUACACCUCGCCCCUGCCUCACUUGUUCCCCGACAUCAUCCACUGCCACGCCAGGAACGCAUACAUCCCCAUGGACGCCUGGCAUGUGCCUCUGGACCAUGUCAGCAGGCGACUGGACCGCUCAGCUCUCUACUUCUGUGGCUUCCCCACUCUGCAACACAUCAAACACAAGUACUUUAAGCGGAAGAGCGGGGUGGUCGUGUUCCAGCAGAGCAGCAGAGGGGAGAACAUGAUGCUUGAGAUCCUUCCCAGCGAAGAAGGAGAGAUGUUAUGCGACGAUGUUGCUGCGCAAGUCCUGGGGAAGUCCGUGUUCGUGAACUGGCCCCAUCUAGAGGAAUCUCGCAUCAUUGCAGUGUCAGAUGGAGAGACCAAGUUCAGUCUGGAGGAACCCCCUGGUGUCCAGAGAGUGUAUGACAGCCCUUCAACUCCUCCGCCCACCAGAGUCGUCUGCCUGUCUGACAAGGAGCAGAAGGAUUGGGUGAAAGAUGUCCAGGGAAUCACUGAACACUUCCUGAAGAGGAAAGGCAUCAUGGUGAAUGAGACGGAGGUCGUUUUGUACGGCCAGUUGCUGACGGGAAGGAAGUACGUCCCCAAAGCCAACGGAGCGGUGGAACUAGAGAAGCAGUGGGCCAAACAAGUUCUCCCUUUCGCCUUCCAGACCGUGGUCAAGGACAUCGAGGCCUUUUACUCGUCUCUGACCUGUUUCAAGAGCUUGGACGAGCUUUUCCCUCAAGCAACCACCGUCUUCAUGGUGGGGAACCCAUACUACGGUGCCAUGGGAGAGGUGCAGGAUUCCAGCGACGUCAUCAAAGACGGCCGAGUGCGCGUGGUCUUCAACGUGCCGCAUGAGCCACAGCUGGAGCCACUUAUCCAGAAUCAGCACAAAUACUGUGUGAGGUACAGUCCUGGAUACGUUCUGGCGUCUCGUCUCGGCACCACCAGCUACCUCGUGUCACGCUUCUCUGGAAGCAUCUUCAUCGGCAGAGGCUCGAAGAGGAAUCCCUGUGGGGAGCAAAAAGCCAACGUGGGCUUGAACCUGAAGUUCAACAAGAAGAAUGAGGAGGUCCCUGGAUACACCAAGAGAACUGAAAAGGAGUGGGUCUACUCCGCUGCUGUGGAGGAACUGCUCGGCGAAUACCUGGACAGAUUUCCUGAGGUAUUCAACACAGUGUCCAGAAACAGUCACGAUGACGUUUUCUAUGAAGAUGACAUCUGGCCUGGAGUGGACCAGAAUGGGGCUGAGAAAGUUGCUGAGAUCACUUCGUGGUUGAAAGGUCACCCAGUGAGCUCCAUCAGCAGGGCGUCGUGUGACCUGCAGGUGCUGGACUCCGCCAUUGUGGAACGGAUCGAGGAUGCCGUGGAGAAAGCCAAGGUAAAGAAGAGCACCAAGAAAGUCCGUGUGACUGUCAAACCUCAUCUGCUCUUCAGGCCGCUGGAGCAGCAGCAGGGCGUGGUUCCGGACCCGGAUGCAGAAUAUCGCCUGUUUGACAGAGUCGUCAACAUCAGGGAGAGCUUCACUGUCCCACUGGGACUCCGAGGAACAGUUGUCGGAAUUAAAGGAGCGGAGCGUGAGGCAGAGGUUCUCUAUGAGGUACUGUUUGAUGAAGACUUUGCUGGUGGUCUUAACGUCAGGUCAUCUUCGCCUCGUGGUUACCGCGUCCCUCCCUGCGCCCUCAUCAAUCUCUCCCACGGAGGCCGGGCGGACCACACCUCCCACAAACUCACUGCAAUUGUCAAACCUCAGCCUGUGGCCGGAGCCAACUUCCACUCACAACGCCAGCUGGCCGGCCUCAACCACUCGCCACGGUCACCGUUCAUACCCAUGCAGCACAACAACAAACAAGGUGUGGUGAAGGCAGCCUCCCAGGGCAACAGGAACUCCCCCUCUAAGGGUCCCUUCCAGAAACAACAGGGCAGGAGCAAAGAGGAGUACAGCAAUGCAUGGCAGUCACCGCAGAACAUGGGCCCUCCGAACAAACCUCCUGCUCACUGGCAGAAUAAUGAAGGACACUCUCAACAGGGGAGGAACCACACAAACCCCAACAAAUCUGUGCCAGUUGGUGGAAUCAGACUGUUGAAGAAAAACGAAGAUGUUGACUCCCUGUUCCCCUCACAGAACACCGCCAACAAGGCUUCAACUGAGUUCGAGGAUCUCAUUGCCAGUCUAAAGAUCUCUGCAGGAAACCAGCAGACGCCUCCUCCUCCUGCUCCUCCGCAAGUUCCCGCCAGCCACUCAGACGUCCCGCUGUCUCCACAGUCCUUCGCCAUGAAGGGAACACUUGUACUGAAGGAGAUGCUGAAGAUCGACAGUUCAGGCGGAGGAAGUCCCCCUAACCAGGACACUACCAACACCACCCCCUCUGGAGGUCAGCAGCAGAACAGGAGACGGUCGUCCAAGAAACUAGCGGCAAAGAUGAAUGCCCCCCAGGGUGACACAGGUUCCCCUGCGCCAGCCACGUCCAGCAACCUCACCAAUGCUGUACUGACCAGUAAGGUGUCGGAGCUGGCUUGUGUCUGUGUGGGGUUGGGCAUGGCACCACCCGAUUUCAGCUUUAUAGGCAACAGACAGGGCCUGGUUGUGUGUCAGGUGAAGCUGUCCAAUGGGCUGAUGGUCCACGGUCCACAGUGCCAGUCCGAAAACGAUGCCAAGGAGAAAGCUGCCUUCUUUGCCCUCCAAAGACUGAACUCCCUGGGAUCAGGCUUCCCUCUCCCACCUCCCCUGUACCCAGGAAUGGGUCCGAUUCGACCUCAAUCAAUGGGAGCCAUGGCUCCUCGGGUCUUUAACCAACAAGGUGGUUUACUGUUGCCCCCGCAGGGUUACGCUCCGGCCCAUAUGUGGGGGAUGCCUCUGCCUCCGCACCACCAGGGCCAAUCAUUUUAUGGGGCGCCGGGAACCUUCCCUGGUGCCGCCCGGCCCCAGCCUGCAGCAACAGCACCGCCCAUUGGCUCACACAACCAGUUCAUCCCAUUACAGGUGACCAAGAAGCGGGUCUCGGCCAACAAGAAGAACCAGGACACUCGGGAGUUCUACAGUGCGGCCCAUACCGUGGCCAGGAACCAAUCGCACAAAGCCCAGUACCAGCCCUCUGGCCAGUCGCAAAUCCAGAGUGAACCACAGAGCGGCCAGGGCAACCAGCAGCACCAACACGCCGCCAACAGCAACGCCUCUUUGUCCAGUCUAACGGAGGCUGUUUCCACGACGACAGCAGCCCCACACACACCGCCUAGGCAAAACGUCCCAGCAACAGGCCACACCCCUGGCUCCGCCUCCAAGAGAAGGCACAGGAAGCUUGCUGUCAACUUCGAGGCGGCUAAAGUCUCCGAGUGAUGAGCUUGCGUGCGUGUGUUUAAGGGCAGGAGUAUGUGUAGUGAUGUGAAGUUGCUAUUUCAAAGCCUGACUCAGCAGCUCCGGUCAAAACCUCCUGAAUGAUUCACUCAACAUUUCAACAUAAAAAAGCAUCUUCAGUUGAAUCAGAGACACAGAGCUACUUAAGAUUUUUAUUUUAUUUUAUUUUUCACUUCUGACUGAUGUUGUGAGUGGUGUUCACUUGAGCAAACUAAAUAAUUCCCCCCUUCGCUGCCGUCCGCUUCACAACACAGCUCAGAAGUGUCGAGUAUCAGAGUUAUGUAAGUAAGUAAGUACCAAGCCCGGCUGUUGUGGUGCGUCGCUACCUCCGACCUGUUGCCUUCUGCGACACACUGCUGACAGUGUGAGCCUACAGCUGGCUGGGUGCUGGCUAAGAAGAGUGAGGUGCAUUCUUUUUUUGUCCUUUCUUUGAGUGUUGGACAAAGCAGUUGAUUUGUUGGACCAGAAUGAGACCGUCAGCGUUCUAUUCAGCAUCUUUAAAGGUAAAACUAUGAUUUAUUACAGCUUUUAUUUCUGUAGCUCUGGGUCGUAAUUUGAUCAGCUGUACUAACCCGGCAACAUCUGGCAGCAUCGCUUAAAAACCAUGACCAAAGGCAGCAUCUUCAUCCAUCCACCCGCACAGCUGCAGCAGCAGCAGUAGCAUGCACUCACACUUCUAUGUGUUCUGUGAGGAAUCUUUGCUUUACCAUCAGGUUUAUAGGAAACCCUGAUUAUUGGACUGCCUGCUUAAAGAUUUCUGCAGGUUUCUUAUCGUCACUGAUACCUUAGACUCCUUGUGUUCACCCGGUCUGGUUGAGAACGGUUAAUUUUGAAACAAAACACUUGCCUUAAAAGUGCGUCGCCUUCAUUAAAUGUAUGUUGGGAAAAUGCAGUAUCUACUCAUCAGCCAGCAUGUGGGGCCUCCCAUCGUCUCCUCUUCAAAGCGUUGCCUUGCGCAGUUCAUUUAGGGACAGAAGCAUUUUCACACGGACUAAAGCGGCCGUCCGUCGCCUUGUGGCAACACAGAAUGAGAACAUCCAUCUAAAUGCUGAUUUGUUGAGAUCCAUCGUGCUCCUGGUCACACUGUGCCCUCCAUGUUCCUGAAAACGCUCUUGGAUCAAAUUUGGAUCUCGGUUCUCAGGGACGUGUAGCUGUGAUAGAAGCUCCCCUCGUGCCCGAGCCUCAAGAUUUGCACCGCGGCGCUCAACCAGUCUCUCUCCGAGUAACGGCGGACAUACUUGGAUAUUUACCACCAGCUUGAAAUACCAGCCUUCUGUCACGGCUACACUUGUGCACACUGCUAAUGAGUCAUUAGUCAUGUGUAUCAACAUACACCGGAACAUUUUGUGCUCUGUGAAUGACGCCUCCAAAGUAAAGCUUUCUGAACGAUGCAAAAUUAUGUUGUCAUGGUAAGCGACACACACACACACACACACACACACACACACACACACACACACACACACACACACACACACACACACACACAGAAUUGUAUUGCCACUCCAGACCUGUGGCAAAUAACCCAGAGUCCCACUCGCCCGACAAUAAAGAGCUAAUUUACUUUUUUUGAAGUGGACCCUGCGAAGUCCUUGAAUUUUAUUGUUGUGGUCUACAGACUUAAUUACAGAUUAAUUUAAAUUUAACAACAACAAAAAAAGAAGCAACUUAGCACCUGAUUUUACACAGGUGCAGGAUUCAUCCUUGUCUUUAUUGUCUUGCUUCCACUAAGAUUAAACAUAGUUUUUAUUACGAAUGCGGGAGCCGAGGUUUAUAACACCAUGUACUUUUGGCCUUUUAAAUGGAAAUACAUAAAUUCAAACCCCAGGAAAAUUUGAUUUUAUUGAUUGUGUAAAGAUUUCUGACGUGACAGAUGUCACAUUGUACUAUUAUGUUUGUAUCUGGCAAACAUUUUCAUUUUGAUCUAGUGCUUUAAUUGUGAAAAGUCCUCUGUCACCACUCACAUUAAGAGACAACACUUAGUACUAGAAGGGUUGAAAGUAGGUUCUUUUGUAUCUGUGUGAUUGCAGCCAAAGAGCAUUGUAACUCGUCCAUAACAGGUACUGAUGAUAUAUAAUUAUGUACACACUAAAAUUGAUAAUGAUAAGUCUCUGAGAUGCUGCUUGCGAAUUCAAUUUUGGGUUUUAUUGUACCCUUCUAAACACACCUGGACUUGUUUAUACAACAUCCGUGUAUAUUAAACCUCUCUUUUAAAGAUCUUUUCCUUUUUCCUAUUUCAAGCUAUGGUUUUAAAAAACUUUUUAUAGACGUAUUAGGCUCUUUUCUAAGCGAGCUGAAUAAUUCUCGUUUCAAUAAUGUCUGUGGUGAAGCCACAGUGAUGGAGGCAUCACUGCAAUCAUUUUUACUUUGUCCUCGUUUUGAGGGACGCGGAUGUAAGUGUUAUUUGUUUGCGUGUUGGUUUGUUUGGGUUGACGUUCGUCUCAACACCGACCCUGGGACUCGCGUCUAAAAGGCUCUGGUGCGAUAAGAGGUUUUAAAACAUUUUGGAAAUUGAAGCACACCUUGUAUAUCUGUUGUUGUUUUUUUUGUUUUUGUUUUUUGUCGUUGUUUUUGGAAAUGAAACAAAAGAAUUCUCAAUCUGAAAAGAUAAUGACUUGAUGUUUUGAUUCAGGAAUGUGCUGUACAUAUCCAUUUAAUAAAGUGAACCUUGUUAAAA